Messenger RNA from Phycodurus eques (leafy seadragon), 5754 nucleotides. RefSeq names its product furin (paired basic amino acid cleaving enzyme) b (gene furinb). Gene Ontology annotation, biological process: peptide hormone processing. Gene Ontology annotation, molecular function: serine-type endopeptidase activity. NCBI's taxonomy places the organism in Eukaryota, Metazoa, Chordata, Actinopteri, Syngnathiformes, Syngnathidae. Bases 818 to 3289 code for a protein of 823 amino acids. The transcript has 16 exons. The record is from RefSeq and is a predicted model, not a curated record. Gene Ontology annotation, cellular component: Golgi membrane; trans-Golgi network.
CAGGUUUGUUGCCAGCCAGCCGGUCGUCAACGCGCUCGCAUCCUUCUCUGACCCGAGCUUCCAUUCGUUUUGUCACACUCUUAAUGUAUGUGGCGCGCUGUCUCGUUAGCAAGCGGUCGCGACUGUAAUGUCAGAAGAACGCCGUUUAUUAAUGGGCGAAGGUAUUGCUUUGGAAGGUUGAAGGCACCUGGUAGACGAGUAGAAUCAUGCUGGCAAGUUGGUCGUGGAUGAAAAGCUAGCAUUCGAUAUCGUCCAAAGGGGGCGGAUAACGUCGUGAGCCGCCAAAAUAGAUGUAAAGUCAAAGGGCAAGUGCAGGCGAGAGAAAGUCCCCGCCCGACUGGAGAGAGUAAUGUGGAGGCAUGACGUCUUUGAUUUUGACGUGAAAUGGUACGAGUGGAUUUUUGUUGUUGUUGAGGUUGAAACUACAACAACUCCAACGUACGACGUGUUCCCCAUAGGGUAGCCGGCUAUUGCAAAGUGGACGGGAACGACUGAAGCCUUAGUAGGAAGCUCACUUCUAUUUCAACCCAAAGUGCCUGCCAGAGCUGCAGACAAGCCUCUCACCAGUCUGCCCUGUCAGGUGAAUCCGUUCCCAAUCUCGCUUCCUUCGAGCGAUGUGAUCCAGUCCAGGUGGACCUCUUUCUUCCUGGGGACUUGACUGAAGCACCACAAUGGACCAGCUGUGAUCCGCGGUGCCUCCUCUCUUAAGUUUGUUGGGGGCCACUAUUCUACUUUACCACCACAAGGGAGUGCAGCUCCUAUUUGCCUGUGAAGCAGUGAAAGACCGACGGAUACACUGCCCUGUGUUCUACUUUUCAUGGAUGCCCGGGUGGCUCUGCUGCACUUAUGGACAGUCCUUGUCCUGACAGCAGAAGUGAAUUGGAUUGAUACUGCAGAGGUGUACACCAAUGCUUGGGCUGUCCAGAUUAAUGGAGGCCCUGAGGAGGCAGACCGUAUCGCAAAUGAACACGGUUUCACCAACCAUGGCAAUGUUUUUGGAGAUUAUUAUCACUUCAGACAUCAUGCUGUGGAGAAGAGAGCUUUUUCUAGACACAAGGGGCUGCACAUCAGACUGCAACAAGAUUCAAAAGUUAUAUGGGCAGAGCAGCAAGUGGUGAAAAGGAGGAAGAGGAGAGAUGUCUUCGAGGAACCAACAGACCCUGAUUUCCCCAAACAGUGGUACCUGUCAACUCUGACUCACCAAGACCUAAAUACCAAAGUAGCUUGGGCUCAGGGCUACACUGGAAAAGGUAUUGUGGUGACUAUCCUAGAUGAUGGCAUUGAAAAAGACCACCCUGAUCUCAUCAGCAAUUAUGAUCCCAAGGCCAGCUAUGAUGUCAAUGACGGAGAUGCUGACCCCCAACCAAGAUACACUCAGCGUAAUGAGAACAGACAUGGAACUCGAUGUGCAGGAGAGAUUGCAGCUGCAGCAAACAAUGGCGUAUGCGGCGUUGGUGUGGCUUAUAAUGCUAAAGUUGGAGGAGUCCGUAUGUUGGAUGGGGAGGUGACAGAUUUGGUGGAGGCUCACUCACUUGGUCUCAAUCCUCAGUACAUCCACAUAUAUAGUGCCAGCUGGGGCCCAGAAGAUGAUGGCAAAUCACUGGACGGCCCUGCUAAGCUUGCGAAGGAGGCUUUCCAGCAGGGAAUCACAAAGGGACGUGGUGGGCUAGGCUCCAUUUUUGUGUGGGCCUCAGGAAAUGGCGGCAGAGAGCAGGACAACUGUAACUGUGAUGGCUACACCAACAGCAUCUACACAUUGUCCAUCAGCAGCACCACGCAAUCUGGAAAUGUGCCAUGGUACAGUGAGCCUUGCUCGUCCACCCUCGCGACCACCUUCAGCUCUGGAAACCCUGGGGAAAAACAGAUAGUGACAACAGACCUCAGGCAAAAGUGCACCGAUUCACACACAGGAACGUCUGCUUCAGCACCACUCGCUGCUGGGAUCAUUGCUCUGGCACUGGAAGCCAAUAUGAAUCUGACCUGGAGGGACAUGCAGCACCUGGUGGUGAGAACGGCCCGACUGAGACAUCUCAGCGCUGGAGACUGGAAAACCAAUGGAGUUGGACGCAGAGUGAGUCACUCAUACGGAUAUGGGAUCCUGGAUGCUGGAGCAAUGGUGGCUUUAGCGCAAAACUGGACCAGAGUGGGGCCGCAGCACCAAUGUGUUCACACCAUGCUCACAGAACCAAGAGACAUCGGGAGCAGGCUGGUGUUCAGUAAGAACGUUGAUGCCUGCUGGGGCCGGCCCGACUACAUCAGCUCUCUGGAGCACGUUCAGGCUCGUCUCACUCUCCUUCACAACCAAAGAGGCAAACUGUCCAUUCAUCUCGUCAGUCCACUGGGCACACGCUCUACCCUCUUGUUUCCCAGGCCAAAUGACUUCUCCACCGAAGGAUUCAAUGACUGGGCCUUCAUGACCACCCACUCAUGGGAUGAGGAUCCUCAAGGCGAAUGGACUUUGGAAGUAGAAAAUGUUGCAGCUAAUAGCCGUGACUAUGGAGUGCUGAGUCAGUUCACGCUCACUCUUUGGGGGACAGGAUCCAGUGUGGUCAGCCCCUUGUCGUCAGACUUCCCUCGGCCCUCCAACAACAGCUGCAAGACGUUUGAUGCCCAGCAGAUCUGCAUCGAAUGCAGCCCGGGCUUCUCCCUCUUCCUCCAAGGCUGCGUCAAGUUGUGUCCUCCCGGUUUUACAUCGGGGCCGCAGCUCCUCAAUCUCUCUCUGGAGAACUGGGUGGACCUAUCUUCAGUACAAGCCUGCCUGCCCUGCCACCCCGCCUGUCUCACCUGCGUUGCCACGGGGCACACGGACUGUCUGUCCUGCCCCCCACACAGCCGCCUGGUCCUCAGCUCCUGCCUGCACCAGAACCAGGUCCAGCGCAAAUCUCCUGCCGCUGGAGAGGAUCCAGCGGCAGAUGACGAUAAAAGGGGAGGAGGCGGUGACCCUCCUGAUCCCAGCUCGUCUUCUCAGCUUCCUGCCGUUGUGGCCAUUCUCGGGUGUGCCUUUAUCCUGACGGCCUUUGCUGGGGUUUUCCUCACACUGCAGCUGCGUUCGGGCGUAGCUUCUUCUGGCCGGAGGACCAAACUGCUCUCUGCGUAUGCCGACAGACGCGUGGGCUUUGGUUUCGGUCUGGGCCGAGGACAAAAGAGGAGGGCUCGUAUAUGCUACAAGGGGAUCCCCGCUGUGUGGGGGGACGAGGACAUGACCGCCUAUGAGUCUGAAUCAGACAGCGAGGAAGUUGACGGUCAUGGGGAAAGGACAGCUUUCAUCAAGACGCAGAGUGUCAUCUAGCCGACACCUGUUGUUGUGAUGGACUGUCUGGUACCAAGGUACGGGGGUCCUUGGUUUACGACUGAGUUUGUAAGUCGGAAUGCGUCGUGAUCUCUCUAAUCUGGUAGUAAAGUCAGAAUUAGUUAUUUGUAUGGAAAACACAUCAAGGCCAUAAGUGCAGGGUGUGCCGAAGCAUUCGACAUCAUUUGAUUGACAUCAUUUGACAUAUGAAUAUUUGAGCAACUACAGAAGGGUACUCUGAUUUCCUCCCACACUCCAAACACUUGCAUGUUAGGUCAACUCAAACUUGUCCAAUUGUGAGAAUUUGAAUUGAAUAUUUCAGUGCCCUUUGAUUGGCUGGUGACCAGUCCAGGAUGGACCCUGCCUCCCGUUCACCUAUGACCCUAAUAGGGAUAAGUGGUACAGAAAAUGGAUGGCGUAACUACAUCCUAAGAAAUUAGAUGAAAUGAUAGCCUUCAUGUUGAUAAACAAAUGAUCCAUUCAUGAAAAUUCCAACAAUGUAUUGAAAUAGAGAUUAAAAAAGUGAUAUUUUUAUCGCAAAGCAUCACAAAUGAUCCAUACGUGUAUACACACCUGUGACAUGACACAUUUUCUUUCGUCUUCCUCUUUGGAUUGUUUGUGCCAUGUCCAUAUGUUUUUCAGCUGGUGUAUUUUCAUUGAAUUUCCUUGUAAAAGCAUGUAUCACACUGUUGUUUGAGCCUAUUCUAACACACAAACUAGCCUUUCAUCGAUUGUGAUUGAUGUUUUUCAUCCUGGAAAAAAAGAGAAAGUAAAACAAACAAAUUUUAAAUUUAAGAUUACUUGUUACAAAUCUUGUUGUUGUGAGAUAAUUUUAGUGAGAAUUGGCUCUGUUUGAAAUGAGAUUUAAAAAAAAAAAAAAAAAACUGGAACACCCUGUGUGAAUCAAGUGGGAACUGAUCGUGCCUUCAUGUGUCGCGUGACGACGUAUUCUUAUGCCACUGCGCAAACUAAUUUGUUCGGAACAUUUCAAACGUUGUUUGUCAGGAACCGAGGACCCCCUGUAACAGUUUCGACCCCAACCCAAUAGCCAACACAUUAUUAGAUAUGAUUUUUAUCUUGGGGUUAAAAAUGUAAUAUGUAGGUUUAUUGUCCCAUCAAAUGCAUCGUUUUUUUAAUUGUGUAUUCAUCAGCAUUUGUUAAUUUGUUACUGUAAUUGUUUAAUGAUGAAAUCAACUAUUUAUAUAAUAGUACAGUGGAUUAAGCAGAUGAGUGACCAUUCUCUUACUAGCCAAAAGGUGUCAAACUCAAGAGUUGCAGGCCAGAUCCAGCCCUUCUUGUCAAUUUACAUGGCGUGUGAAAGCUUGCCACAAUUUUUCCUUGACCUUAAAGUGAAGAUGAGAUGGCUUCCUAAAAAAACUUAGCGAUAAACAGUUUUUUUGUAAAAAUGAUAUCAGACGCAUGGCUAUUCAUUCAUCGAUUCUGACGAUAAUUAAAUCACCGUCUGGGCAUUCAAAAAGGCACCUCAAAAUACAGUUGCCAUAUUGUGACAUCAGAGGUUGAAUGUUUUCACUAGAGGGAGCGGUGGCCUUCGCUUCUAAACAAUCAUGGACGAACACGAGGAAGACUGUGCCAGUGACUUCAGCAAAGAAAUCAGCGAUAUUUCCGUUGAAAGCGAAACAGAACGUGGUACUGACAGCAAUGAUGAUGAUGAUGUGUUACCGUAAUUUUUCGUGUAUAAUGCGCAUUUUUUUCCCCAAAAAUUGUGAAAAGUCAAUAGUGCGCAUUAUACAUAGGUAUAGGGGGAAAUGAAAAAAACCUAUCACAUUUUAUAAAUGUAUGCCGCCAUCUAGAAGUUAUGAAAAGCUGUCCACUUUCAUUCCAAUAUGCCACUGCCACCUAGAGGUUUUGAGAAAGGUGUACACUUUAAUUCAAAUAUGCCACCGCCACCUAGAGGUUAUGAAAAAGGUGUGGCCUACAAUUUCAUUCCAAUAUGACAAGGGUACGUAUGACUGCAUAUAUGUACAGUUGUGCUCAUAAGUUUACAUACCCUGGCAGAAUUGGUGAAAUAUAUUUUUUUUCAAAUACAACUGAUGACUCAACAAAAAAACAUAAUUAAUUUCUUUAUGGUUAUGUUUUGUUUAAUGAUAAUGUUUUUUUCUGAAAAGCUGUUCGUCGUGCCUACAUGGCGGCCAUGUUGGGAAGGUCGUCUUUACCAUGAAGGCAACGGCGUGCAACUUGUCGUGUUUACAUUUAGACGAACAAAAACAACAGCUUUCAUGUAUUGUAGUAUUUGUCUGGCACUGUCUGCCCAAACGGGGAUAUUUCAGUUCACUUAUAAAUUGAGAAAACACCGUGCAGUAAAUUGCAAAUGCUUUGUUGUAGUUCUGACUGUGCAUACACACACGCCCACACACAACAACAUCAGAAUUAGCAGAAUUUGCAUUUUAUUUUAUUUUAUUUUUUUUUUAAAUUGAUGUUCAUACUGUGGUUAAAAAAUCGGAAGU